CUCUUGCACACUGAAUGCAAAAUGAACAUCCAUAUUUCACAUAAUCCACAAAAUAAAUCUGAGUUUUUUAAUAUAAUGACAAAUGUUUAUCUCAUACUUGACUAUCUAUGGGCAGACUAAACGAUUCUCCUGAGUCAAUAUAAUGACCACACCUUUUAAUUGUUUUCUCCAUACGUCAGUGUUUAGGUGAGUUGUUAACUGGAAAUGAUAUCACAAUGUUACAGACGCGCUGGCAGGUGACAACGUUGCGAGGGUGACACGUUGUCAAAGACCAGCAACAAUGAUAUCUUGCAGAAACAUCCGGAUGCCCUGCCUUGGUUUAGUGGCUUUCAUCAGUGUGAUGGCCCUCUAUUACCAUUGGGACAUGCCAACAGCGAGGGAGAGGGAGCAGGAGCUGAGGAAGACGAUUCUGAGAGACAUGUGCAAAGAAGAAAAGGAGACCUUUUUCAACGAGAAAGACAAACAUAUUAACAGAAUUCUGCGUAACCUCCUUGUGGAUGACAAACAAGGCAUCAUUUACUGCUUUAUACCAAAGGUGGCGUGUGGUAAUUGGAAGAGGUUCAUGCAGGUACUGAAACACGGUGAACCUUACCCUGAUCCCAAGGACAUACCUGCCAAAGUGGCCCACGAUCCAAAGGGUCUGGCCAGUCUUGCCAGCUUUCCAGAAGUGGAGAGGAAGGCCAAGUUGAAGCAGUACACCAAGUUCAUGUUUGUCCGCGAUCCCUUUGUGCGCCUCAUCUCAGCCUUCCGGGACAAGUUCCUAAAGAUCAAUCCGUACUUUUAUCAAUAUUACGGCCGAGCCAUUCUGCAGCGCUACGGAAACCAGUCCAACCCCCCGUUGAAAGUGACGGAGGCGUUUGCGUUAGGCAUCCGCCCUUCCUUCUAUAGCUUUGUCCAGUACCUGCUGGACACGAAGAAAAACAAGCGUGGAUUUAACCCCCACUGGAAUGAAUUUCACCGCCUGUGUCAACCCUGCUUCAUCGAGUAUGACUUUAUCGGCCAUCAGGAGACGCUUACAGAGGAUGCAUUGCAGCUGAUAACGACCUUGAACCUGGAGGAACAUAUCAAAUUUCCAUCGGCUUACGAAAACAUGACGAACCCUUCAUCAGUGUCUGACUGGUUUAAGGAAGUACCACUGGAGGACAGGAGGAAGCUCUACGAGAUCUACGAGAGGGACUAUGAGCUGUUUGGCUACGAAACGCCUCACAGUUUACUCAACAACACACUCUAGAGGAGGAGCUUUACUUUGGGCCACUUGUUCAUUUUGGUGGAUGUUCAACAUGGAGCACAACACCCCCAACAAGACUUCAUUUGGUUCAUACUUUUAUUUUUUUUUUUUAACUCUUGUGUCGUUUUGGAUUGGGUUUGCACUGAAAAAUGAAGGAUGUUUAAUGUGAACUAAGUGAGAUAUUAUUGCUAAAUUUGCAUUUUGGCAUACUGCCUUUCUUAAAUUUAACUUUUCUUCAGGUUUGGAAAUAUAUGAUUUAUUUGAAAAAAAAAAACUAAACAAAAACAUAAAAGUAACAAGAAUGGGUAGUGGUUGGAUUUUACUUGAGGAACCCCUCACACUUAAAGAAAGGUUAUUGCUCAUCCAUUCAUUGAUACUGCAGUUAAAGGGGACCUAUUAUGCUCAUUUUCGUCCCUUUUAUUGAGUUGUGGACUCAUAUAGAGCAGCUACAUACAAUAACCCACACAAAAAACCUUUCCAGAUCUUCCAGAAUGUCCACCAAUUUUUAGUAUUUUUGUGGCUUUCCAAAACGGUUUUGUUUUAAUUUAAUACACCCACGACCCGCAGUUGGUACAUGAGUACAUGAUAAUAAAGUAAUAAAUCCUUUGGAGAGUUUCCUGAAAAAUGGUUAGAAGUAGCGAUGAUAAUCGAGUAUCCGUUACAGGUAAGAAACUUUUGUCGUAAACGACUACAUCUCACUAUUAUCCACAUAAUAGUUUUAAAAACGACGGUUGAAAACAGUGCAGAAUUUGUCCUAAACACUGUAAUAAACCCUGCUCCUAUAGAGCAGCUAUAACCCACACAGGAAAAUUUCUAGAUCUUCCAGAAUCACCACCUCCUGCUGUUCCAAAACAUUCAUUCAUUCAUUCAUUUUCUACCACUUUUCCUCACGAGGGUCGCGGGGGUGCUGGAGCCUAUCCCAGCUGUCUUCGGGCGAGAGGCGGGGUACACCCUGGACUGGUCGCCAGCCAAUCACAGGGCACAUAUAGACAAACAACCAUUCACACUCACAUUCAUACCUAUGGACAAUUUGGAGUCGCCAAUUAACCUAGCAUGUUUUUGGAAUGUGGGAGGAAACCACUCCACACAGAGAUGGCCGAGGGUGGAAUUGAACCCUGGUCUCCUAGCUGUGAGGUCUGCGCGCUAACCACACGACCGCCUUGUCGCCCUGUUCCAAAACAGUCAGUUUGAAUUUGUUCCACCUAUGGCUCGCCUACAAGCACACCCACUACAAUGUGAUUGGUUACUCCCAAGUACUUCCGGACUACUGCCAAACCCCACUUUCUAAUAUCGCGGGUAUAGGAGUUGAUAAUCAGUGAAUGAAGCCUUUGGAGAGCGAAUUGAAAAGUUUUUAGGAGCUUCUGGUAGCUCAUGAGCUACUGGUUGGAGACCCCUGAAUUAUUCAUCUGAACGCAAAGAGUGGUAACAUAUUGUAGGUCCGCCUUCCGUCUUUACUAAGUGCAGGCAUAAUGUGUUUGUGAUUCUUCGAAACAUAAAAAAAUCCUUGACUAUUUUUUGUAAUCGAGAUAUUCAAAUUAUUGUUAAUAAUAAUCGUUGCAGCCUGAAAGUUUUGUGCUGGUUAUUGUGUGUAGCUACUCUAUAGGAGUCCACAACUCAAUACAAAGGCCCGAACAAUGAGCAUAAUAGGUCCCUUAUAAAUAUAGUGACCAUCUUGUGAAACGUAUGAGGUGUGUUAUGAAGCGAACGUAUGGUCGCUACAGAUGGCAACUUCACAUCCUCAGUCAGGCAUUGUGGUGUAGCUUAGCUUUCCUCUGAUCAACCAAUCAGGACCGGCCUCUUUCUUAUGCUGCACCAUUCAGAAGUAGUAGGGGCCUAAACGAUGGCCCUGAUAGGCAAAAAGUGUGUGUGGAUGUAUGGGAAAAAGUUCAAAAGGGAUUUUUAAAAAAUAUAUAUUUUAAACUUGUAUUGAUACAUGUUCGUAUAUUUUUUAUUACAUUAUGAUGACUUUAUGAUGGCGCAUUUUCAAUUUGAUCAUACUAAAAUGAAAAUGUGUGACUGAUAAAACUGCUUUCCUGAAUGAUUGGUAAUUCCAAGGAUGUUUUUGUAAGUGCCUCCAGCAUCAACUGGGUGAGGUUGAAUACGCCAAACCCGUUCUUCCACUGUGCACUAAUUGCUGUCACAAAGCCCAAGUACACGUCCAACUCUUGCACACUGAAUGCAAAAUGAACAUCCAUAUUUCACAUAUUCCACAUAAUAAAUCUGAGGUUUUUUUUAAUAUAAUGACAAAUGUUUAUCUCAUACUUGACUAUCUAUGGGUUGUCGUCCCUUGACAGUUUCACCGAAAGGCAGAUUAAACGAUUCUCCUGAGAAUAUAAUGACCACACCUUUUAAUUGUUUUCUCCAUACGUCAGUGUUUAGGUGAGUUGUUAACUGGAAAUGAUAUCACAAUGUUAGAGACGCGCUGGCAGGUGACAACGUUGCGAGGUGAGUGCCGCAAAUCUUACAUUAAAAAUAUUAGUGCUAUGUUGGUUUUACUCAUUCUUUUUUCCCCUGGUAGGGUGACACGUUGUCAAAGACCAGCAACAAUGAUAUCUUGCAGAAACAUCCGGAUGCCCUGCUUUGGUUUAGUGGCUUUCAUCAGUGUGAUGGCCCUCUAUUACCAUUGGGACAUGCCAACAGGUACAAUUCUAAAACGUUUCUUUUCCUGUAGAGCAAGGUGGUCUUGACUUUUCCAUUCUGUUGCUGGGAUUCACGUGACAUCACAUCCAGUCGUUAUGAGCUCCACUUCAAAAAGAUGGGGGGCAAAUAAGCAGAUUUCUAACUCAAAGUCAUGUAAAAUGAGAGCAUAAAUCCAGCAUAUAUACAUGCACUGUUGUUGCAUGUGGAAAUCAGUCAAAUGUAUCUAUCCAUCUAUUUU
Molecule: messenger RNA, 4106 nt
Organism: Doryrhamphus excisus (bluestripe pipefish)
Lineage: Eukaryota; Metazoa; Chordata; Actinopteri; Syngnathiformes; Syngnathidae
Source: RefSeq, a predicted model, not a curated record